This is a messenger RNA of Danaus plexippus (monarch butterfly), 941 nucleotides long. RefSeq lists its product as uncharacterized. The transcript is spliced from 4 exons. Lineage: Eukaryota; Metazoa; Arthropoda; Insecta; Lepidoptera; Nymphalidae. The record is from RefSeq and is a predicted model, not a curated record. Bases 163 to 705 code for a protein of 180 amino acids.
CAUUUUUCUACGGAAUCUGAAAUCAUUUACGUUCUGUAGAUAACAAAUGUAAAUAGAUAUUUUUCAAGUAAUUAUAAAUCUCAGUAAAAUGUUUAGAAGCUCAGUAAUCAAAAUAAUCAACAAAUCUUACAUGUUCACCGUCCUCUUACUUAUCAAUUCUGAAUGUCAGUGAUUUUAAAAUGUUUAUUUGUUCUUGUUUGUGUAUUGGUCCCCAAUGGGAGGCUUCAACAACAACCAUCUACUUUACCAUUCCCACAUUUAACUGAUUUCAAACUAUCAGAUAUAGGGAAACCAGUUUAUAAAUUUGAAGGACUUGACUAUUCUCAAUUACCACCGAAUAUUUUCAAGUCGGAUUUCGCUACUUGUGAAGAAGAAUUUGCUAGGUGUAUUAGAUUCACGAUACAUCUUAAUCCAGUCUGUGGAUAUUUUGUACCUCACGGAACAUUGCGAGGAUAUGAAGGUAUAUGUGAAUUGGAUUUAUCCAGUUGUAGAGAAAUGAUACGAUACAAAGUACCAAUGUAUGGGACAAAUUACCGCCAACGUCUGGUAUAUUAUUUGGGUGAAGGUUUCGAUUGCAAUACUUAUGUACGUCGCAUCGCUGAAGGUUGGAUACCUAGUGAUAUAAGGGACCCACCAGAUAAUGAAACCUCGUCUGAGUUGGCACCAACAGCCGAUUAUGAUUACUAUGACACUGAAAACCAAUAAACUGAAACUAAUGCUUAAAAUGAAAACAAACAAAACAAGACAUAAUAUAUAUAUAUAAUAUAAAGAAAUAGCCAGACUACAAAACAAAUAAAAUGUUAUGGAGCCAUAUAUUUGAUUUUACGGCCGUAAAUGCGUAUUGAAGAUUUAGUUAAUAUGAAAAGCCCUUAUUUCUUACAAUCACUCCGCUGUAAAUAAAAUCCUCCAUCACCAUGAUCUGGUUGUUAUUUAUGAAUAUA